This is a messenger RNA of Mycotypha africana, 663 nucleotides long. RefSeq lists its product as uncharacterized. The transcript has a single exon. The record is from RefSeq and is a predicted model, not a curated record. Lineage: Eukaryota; Fungi; Mucoromycota; Mucoromycetes; Mucorales; Mycotyphaceae. Bases 129 to 293 code for a protein of 54 amino acids.
UAAAAUAAUACAAAAGCAAGUUUGUAAUGUACAUUCAUAUAGAGAGUUGUGUUUACACAGAGUAUGUAAUGUUUUAACCUUGGGAACAACGUUCUUCCUGAAUGUUCACGCAGCUCCAAUGAUCCUACAUGUCAUAUGUCUUUUGUGUAGGAAUUCAUUUUGAGGCUAUGUCGUGGAUUUUUGUAACGAAAUUAUUCUCUUCUCCAACAUGGAAUCAAAUGGAAUGGAUCAUUAAAACCAACACUUUACAACGAGCAGACUUCGUUCAUUCCAUAUGUGUAUAUAAACGCUGAUCUUCGUGGUAAAAUGAAACUGCUAAGGUUCGAGAUAUAACAUUUGUGAGGCAGUCCAUCUGAAUAAAGAAGGAAUGAAAGAGCAAACUGGCAGUUGUUGAAAGCGUCUCAGAACACUUGACACCGAACGUUGUCCUUUCAUGGAUAAACUUACCAGUUUUUACAGUCUUUUUCUGUUGUGCUGCUGCAUUUGAAGAAAUUUGAUGUGAAUCUUGUGUAUCACACUAAUAUGAUUAUCAAACCGAGAAGAAGGAACACAAUGCCAUUGGAAAGGAAAGACUGCAUUGUACCAUGUCAAGCAUGGCUAAGAUUCACAUAUUGUUCAGCAAAAAAAAAAAAGCUAAUGUAUGUUCUGCUAGCAAUUAUUAGA